UAGCCUUCGGCUUUUCUUUUUGUCACUCCCUCCUCCUGUCUUUCUCUGAUACCCUGAUCGGAUUUUGGAUCGAUUCGUCGCGUUCUAUUCUGCCCUCAUCUCCAAUUCCUCAUCCUCCUCGAUCAUUCGCCUCACGGAUCGAUCAUCCUGGAGCCGUCAAACAGAGCGUGAUAAGGGGCUGAUCGAUCUACAUUUUUUUGAAUCUUGAUUCUUUUUGCUUUGCUUGGGAUCGAAUAAGAGGAAGGGCAGGCAAUGGAGUCAGGCGGCGGGCGGGAACAGACCCGUCCUCUGACGGCGGAGGAAGAGGCCCUGAAGAGGAAUACCGACUGCGUCUACUUCCUCGCGUCCCCAUUGACAUGCAAGAAAGGAACCGAGUGUGAGUAUCGCCACAGUGAGGGUGCCAGGGUUAACCCCAGAGAUUGCUGGUACUGGUUAAAUGGUAACUGCUUGAAUCCAAGGUGCACAUUCCGGCAUCCGCCGCUUGACGGUCUGUUUGGAAAUCCGGGAACUGCUUCAGGGUUAGUGCCACCUCCCUCACAAAAUGUUGCACUGAUACAUGUUCCUGCAACACAUGACCCUGCUGCUUAUAACUUGAACAAGAGUAACAUUCCCUGUUAUUAUUUUCAAAAGGGACAUUGUUUGAAAGGUGAUAGAUGCUCUUUCAUGCAUGGACCACAACAAACAGGUAAUCCUGUUUCACAGCAGGUGAUGAAGGUUCUUACACCUCCUGAUCUGGUGUCCACCAUCCAGAAAGAUUCAUUGGGUCUUAAAGAAUGUACUUCUCAGCAAAUAGAUGAAGCAAAUUGUGACAAGCUAGUUGAAAUGCCACUUGCUCCUAUAAAACCUACUGCAAAAUCUGAAAAUUUACCUGACAAUGGUUUUACAUAUAAACAGACUCCAUCGCCUUAUCCAUCAGAAGAUGAACCUCCUAGCUUCCUGCAAGGCAAUGCUUCUGUCAAUAGUGGCAUUGCUCUUGGCCAGCCCCAAAGUCACCAGUCUCAGUCUAUAGAUGAGCAUGUUCAGAAUGGCAGAGAAGCUGAUGAGUCAUUGAGAGAAUCCUCCCCUGGCUUCGAUGUUCUUGUAGACGAUAAUGUGGAAGAGUCUGAUUACUUCCACGAAGAAGGUGAUUUUCGAAGAGCAUCUGUUCAAGGAGGAAGGAAUCUGAACCAUGUUAGUGAUUUUGACUAUCACCAUUCUGACUAUGAGCCUCUUCUCAGUUUGGAGAGAGAUCAGUACAAUGGAGCAUGUGAGUAUGACAGGUAUGGAAGGUUAGAUAAUCGGUAUCGUCAAGAACAACAGAGGAUUUCCUCUGAGAGGAUUCUGGAUAGAGCACCAAUGCCUGAAAAGAAAGUGCUGCAGAGAGAGAAGAGGUAUAAUGACAUAGAUGGGUCAGAUUUACGCCAUCAGUUAUUGAAGCGACAAAGGCUAGAUGGUUCUAGAUUGGCUCUCAGUCCCGAUCACUGUAGCAGUCUUUAUCAGAGGGAUAACCAUGCUCGUCAUGCCCAUCGACGUAUUCAUAUGGAAAGCUCCAUAAGCAGUCGUUUGCAAGGUAGAAUAACUCUCCCUGCAAGAUCUUUACCAGAUCGACCUACGGAUUUGCAGUCAGACAAAGAUAAAGAUAAGAGAAGACACAAAGGAAGAUCAUCGCCUGUGAGGUCCAUAAAAGGAAGGUACCAUGAUAAAAUAAAGAGGCCGCCUCAUGAAGACUUCUCAGAUGUGAGGAAUGUUGGUGGCCAGCCAAUCAGAAGAGUAGAUGCACAUCCUCUAAACUUUGCUGGUCCAAAAAGUCUUGCAGAGCUCAAAGGUGCAAAGCUUUCAGAGAAUUUCCAAGAUCAGAAAAACCUCAAGUUAGGGAAAGCUUUAGGCCAUCAAGAUCCUGAAUGUUCUUCAUUUGAGGGUCCAAAGCCUCUGAGUGUCAUUCUGAAGAGGAAGAGAGAGCCUGCUUCUGGAAAUGCUGCAAUUUCCAGCAAUGGGGAUGACAAUAAUCAGAAAGAUAUUGAAGGUGAGUUUGGUUCUUCCAUCACAGCAGUGACUGAGAAAGAAGGUAAUUAUACUGCCAACUGCCCUGAAAAAUCCAAGGUUACUAGAGUUGAUGAAGAGGAAGAAGAGGGCAUGAUCCCUACUGAAGAAGAAUUACCUAAUGAUGGCCAAACUUCAGCUAAAGGAAAUACACAUGAAGUGCAAGAUGGCAUCACAGUAGAUGCUAUGGGUGAUCAGGAGAUGGAAAAUUAUGGCCAGAGAGAUGGAGAUUCUGACUAUGAGGCAGUUGAGGGUGGGGAAUUCCAACCAGAAGAUGAUGAGAAUGCAUAUCAAGAGGAUGAAGAGGAUGAUGAAGAUGACUUUGCUAAGAAGGUUGGUGCUAUGUUCUCUUGAAGACUCUGUAUUGGAUGUCUUUCUCUUUGAACAAAUGAAGAGGCACUGGAGCCAAAGAUGUCAACUUUUUGGUUCUUUUUGCGUCUCUUGGAGUUUCAUGGCACCACAAUUGGAGUCCUUUUUAUUCUAUCUAGGUUGUUACAAGAAAAGCCUCAGGAGGAGAGAAGCUAGGGUAGUUUGAAGGUUGACCAUAUGAAUUGUAAUCUUUGUGGCUCUGCAGUUUUCUUAAGUGGGGUUCUUUGGAAGCACGAAUUGUAUUAGAUACCUAACAGAUAUCUAUUUGGUUUAUAUUUUAACCAGAUUUAUAAGAUUAUGAAUUACCCAAGAAGGGUUUGCUUCA
This is a messenger RNA of Elaeis guineensis (African oil palm), 2713 nucleotides long. RefSeq names its product zinc finger CCCH domain-containing protein 32. The record is from RefSeq and is a predicted model, not a curated record. NCBI's taxonomy places the organism in Eukaryota, Viridiplantae, Streptophyta, Magnoliopsida, Arecales, Arecaceae. Gene Ontology annotation, molecular function: metal ion binding; mRNA binding.